This is a messenger RNA of Capsella rubella, 216 nucleotides long. RefSeq lists its product as uncharacterized. Bases 25 to 204 code for a protein of 59 amino acids. The record is from RefSeq and is a predicted model, not a curated record. Lineage: Eukaryota; Viridiplantae; Streptophyta; Magnoliopsida; Brassicales; Brassicaceae. The transcript has a single exon.
UGGAACAUUUCUGGCAUUUUUUCGAUGAUGCGUUCAGUUUCCAUUGGCUUCUCCCGGCUGCUUAGUUCCCCAAUGAAGAAAAAAAGUUUUGAUGAACAAAAUAAGCUAACGGCUUUUCAGACGGAAGGCUUGGUAGUGGUAAGGUAUUUCCGGAUUUACUUUCUGCUAGCUUUUAUACGUUAUUAUACAUUUGGUUUAGUUUAGUUUGUUUAUGGA